Molecule: messenger RNA, 1353 nt
Organism: Manacus vitellinus (golden-collared manakin)
Lineage: Eukaryota; Metazoa; Chordata; Aves; Passeriformes; Pipridae
Gene: GRSF1
Product: G-rich RNA sequence binding factor 1
Exons: 9
Biological process (GO): regulation of RNA splicing
Cellular component (GO): nucleoplasm; ribonucleoprotein complex
Molecular function (GO): RNA binding
Source: RefSeq, a predicted model, not a curated record
UUUCUCGUGUCUCGGCGCCAGGUCACCGAUGCUCCGUCCCAGGAAGGUCGCCUCUCAGAGCAGGAGCCCGGCUCGCCCAAGGCAGAGAGUGACGGUGUCUACCUCGUCAGGGCACAAGGAUUCCCCUUCUCGUGCACCGAGGAAGAUGUGCUUACCUUCUUUGAUAGCUGUAGAAUUCGGAACGGUGAGAACGGGGUGCACUUCCUCUUAAACAGGGAUGGGAGGCGCAGGGGGGAUGCCUUGAUCGAGCUGGAGUCCAAAGCAGACGUCCAGAGAGCCCUGGAAAAGCACCUGAGGUACAUGGGCCCACGCUACGUGAAAGUGUUUGAAGUCCACGACAGCGAUGUGGAGGGCUUGAUGCGGAGCCUGCGGGAUGAAUCCCAAGCCAUGAACGAUGGAGUGGUGCUGCUCCGAGGCCUUCCCUUCAGCUCCACCGAGGAGGACAUUGCGGAUUUCUUCGCAGGUUUGAAAAUAGCAGACAUAGCCUUCAUUUAUCGGGGAGACAGAAGAACAGGAGAAGCUUUUGUGCAGUUUGCAACUCCUGAAAUGGCAGCUAAAGCCCUGUUACGGCACAAAGAGUAUAUGGGAAAUAGGUAUAUAGAAGUGUACGUAAGCAGAAAGCACCAGAUGCAAAGACACAUGUCCUAUGACAGGCAGUUGAUGACCUACUCCAAAAUGAGAAGAGAAUAUGAAUCCCUCCCUGAAGAAGGGGGAUGGAGAGGCAUGAGAGGCUCCAACGCCCAGGAAGAAAACAGAUUGUACAGGGGAGAAACGGAAACCUCCAGGAGCAUUUUAGAGCCUGGGGACACCUCAUCACCACCAGCACGGCACUGUGUCCGCAUGAGGGGUUUCCCUACCCAAGCUACUGCCCAAGACAUAAUAAAUUUUUUUGCUCCGCUGAGGCCCACGAGGAUCCUGGUGGAAUACAACUCCCAGGGAGAGGCCACGGGAGAAGUGGAGGUGCAUUUCGAGAGCCGCGAGGACGCCGUGGCGGCGAUGGCGAAGGAGGGGUCACAGAUGGAGUGCAGUGCCAUUGAAUUAUCCCUGAAUGAGCAUCCAAAGGCAAAGGAAAACUGUUAAUGACAGUGGCACGAGCUCAGAUUUGGCCGGGUGAACACGUUCCUUGUGUAUGAGGGUGAACAUCGGGUACAAGUGUCAGCGCUCAGCAAGGAGGACAAACUGUAAGAUCUAGUUUAGCCUUGUGUAAGAGGAGCAUGUAAUAAAUGUGCUGGACUGUGGGGAGUGUUACAAAAGCAGCAGCAGCUGCACUGCAGGAAUGGUCAAUGGGUGGAGCAGUCCUGGGCUCCAGGUGCAGAACGGUGCAUUAAUAAACACCAGGACUGACAACUGACA